Molecule: messenger RNA, 3355 nt
Organism: Fusarium odoratissimum NRRL 54006
Lineage: Eukaryota; Fungi; Ascomycota; Sordariomycetes; Hypocreales; Nectriaceae
Product: actin-like protein
Exons: 2
Coding region: 334-1524 (396 amino acids)
Source: RefSeq, a predicted model, not a curated record
CGGGGCGCCUCCUGAAGCUGGCAGAUUACUAGUGGGCGAGGCAUUGGCCUUGAUUGAUUGGCAGGGGUACAACAAACAAAUAGACAAUACCAACCAACACUCAGGACUUUUUUGAAAGACACUUUAUGGAUACGACGAGCUGCAGACGCACUGUGGGAUUCUUUGUCUGUUAGUUAAUACGCGAAGCCUCGAGGCUAUUACUCGCUGUGAGCUCAGAAGGACCAACAUUGGGGAGCUCAGAAGGGACCUAUAUGGUAACAACAAAGAAGCCGGGAACGAUAUAUCAUAGCGACAACAUACAAGCUCAGGGAGAAACUCUAAAACCGACACAACAUGGCAGACUCUUUACAUAAUGCGCCUAUAGUCCUCGACAACGGAUCUGGCACUAUUCGAGCUGGUUUUGCAGGCGAUGAUCUACCAAAAUGUUACUUUCCGUCGUGGGUUGGUCGACCGAAGCAUCUGAGAGUUCUCGCGGGUGCCCUCGAGGGCGAGGUAUUCAUAGGACAAAAGGCCUCCACGGAAUUGAGAGGGCUGCUCAAAAUUCGGUAUCCCCUCGAGCAUGGUAUUGUCACCGACUGGGACGAUAUGGAGAGGAUCUGGGAGUAUGUUUACGGUGAAGGAUUGAAGACUCUCAGCGAAGAGCAUCCCGUUUUGUUGACGGAACCUCCUUUGAACCCCCGAAGCAAUCGCGACACGGCCGCCCAGAUCCUCUUCGAGACAUUCAACGUCCCCGCACUCCACACAUCCAUCCAAGCCGUGCUAUCGCUAUACGCCAGUGGCCGAACAACCGGUAUUGUUCUCGACUCUGGUGACGGUGUUUCUCAUGCUGUACCUGUUUACGAGGGUUUCGCCAUGCCCAGCAGUAUUCGCCGAAUUGACGUGGCAGGUCGAGAUGUGACUGAGUACAUGCAGACGUUGCUACGGAAGAGUGGAUAUGUCUUUCACACGAGUGCUGAGAAGGAAGUCGUGAGGUUAAUCAAGGAGAGCGUCUCUUAUGUUGCUCAUGAUCCACGGAAAGAGGAGAGGGAUUGGGUCGGUGUGAAGCCCAAUGAGAGCAAGUUUGCCGAAUACGUGCUUCCAGACGGCUUCAAGCUCAAGGUGAGACUCUUUGUUCUCUGCUCAAUGUUUGGACAAGCUAACAUAUUGAAGAUUGGCGCGGAACGCUUUAGAGCACCCGAGAUCCUCUUUGACCCUGAGAUUAUCGGCCUCGAAUAUCCUGGUGUACACCAGAUUGUCGUUGAUGCCAUCAACCGAACAGAUCUCGACCUACGAAAAUCUCUCUACAGCAACAUCGUGCUUUCUGGAGGCAGCACAUUGACAAAGGGCUUCGGUGACCGUCUUUUGACAGAGCUGCAAAAGCUGGCAGUCAAGGACAUGAGGAUCAAGAUUUUUGCGCCACCAGAGAGAAAGUACUCUACCUGGAUUGGAGGCAGUAUUCUUGCUGGAUUGAGUACUUUCCGAAAGGUCAGUGAUUUUAUCGUGAUACCUUUCAUUACUAUACUAAUGUGUGACAGAUGUGGGUGAGCAUUGAUGACUGGCACGAGAACCCCGACAUUAUCCAUACCAAGUUCACGUAAGAACGACGUACAUAUGCGUGUCACCCUUUGACUUCGCAUCUUUGUGAUGCAGCCAUAACGACGAAAUAAUCGGACAUGAACAUGCCUGAGCUCAUCGACACUGAUUUUUCCGCCGUCUGGACCUUUAUGAUCGAGAUGACCUUGACCUUUGUGAUCGCAAGCCCUCACAACCCAAACCAACCCCCUUUGACGCGCUGCUGUUGUUGAUAGAGCGAUGCAGAAGCCUUGCAUGGAAUGGAAGAUUUAGUGCUGUUUGGUGUGUGUGGAGACACCAGUGCAGUUGUAGACAACCUUUGCCAGAUAGAGGAAGCCUAAUGAUACCCUGAUGUGUUGAGAUUGUGCUUAGCUUUGUGAAGUCGUUCUCUCAACCAAAGAGUCUCUGUCUCUGAGCAUCAUGAGAUAUAUAAGGGGAGGCAAGAAAAUUUAGGACUUCUGGUCUAAGUUAUGAAAAGACUUAGGUAAGUUUAGUAUAUCUUAACAAGCCUUUAGACCAUUUUAUUUUCGCACCCUGAUUUAACGACAGAAGUGAAGUCUUGCACCCUGAGGACAUACAUACAAGUCACAGGGGUAAGGAGUAAAUGAGUAAUAAGUAAUAAUGCUUCUAUAAUAGAAAAGAGCUGCGCUCGGGGGUAUAUAAAUCUUCACCAGAAACAAGCAUCAUACAGGCAAAGCAAGAGUAGAAGGGCAGUUUCAUAUCGCCCCUCUCAAUUGUCAGUGCCAACCGUACAUCCGGGGUAUAUCGUCAACCCAUUUGCUCUGAGGUCCCCGCCAUAUUUUCGUCCAAAUAUCAAAUCCCAUCAACGCCAGUCGCUAAUUCAUAUCUUUUCGUACAAACACCCUCAAUCGUUCUUUUCCUAUGUUUUGUUGUUCAGUCCCGGCUGAAAGUGCUGCUAACACGAGCCCACAGCUUCGUCUUGGAGCUCAUAGAGCUGCUGUCGCUAGCAUCAGAGCCGGCAUCGCUAUCCUUGCGAUGGAACACAUUGCCGGCGCCGCCAAUGCCGACAUGUCCAGCUGCCAUUUGGUCACGGGCGGCAAUGCGGUCGUACUCGUCGUCAAGAGACACAGAGGGUUGCUCGCUUGCGCGGUGGACGUUGCCAGCUCCGCCGAUGCCGCUGAAGAAGCGGCGUGAGGGGGUAGUAGUAGUUGUGGUUUUUGGGGUUGUGCUGGGGGUCACGACGGUGCGGGUUGAGGAGGAUGUUGUGUCUUUUGAGGCACGAGAGAUGUUGCCGUAGCCGCCGCGGCCCGAACGUACGAAGACGUUUGUGGAGGGAGAGGGCUCAGUGAGGAUGUAGCUGGGCAUUGUGGUUCUGGUUGUGGUUGUGUAAGUGAGGUGGGUUGUACGUUGUGAUGAUUUCUCAGUGUUGAGGAUGAGAAGAGGAUAUAAUUGAUUCAAUGUCAAGUUGUAGAUUGGAUCGUCAAGAGUAAGUAGAGCUUGGGAAGAGAGAGAGAGGUUGUCACGAUGGGAAGAGCUUGGGUAGUUAUACCACGACUCAAGCUUAUUCAAGGGGGCCACAGCACAACCUUGCCUUGGACAAGGUGACCUACCUUCAGCCAAGCCAAGCCAAACAAACACAGCACAACAACGCAAUUCCUGAUACUUUUGAGCUCACCCCACAAAUGGACCCAUCUUUAGAUUUUUUUCUUCCUUCUUUUCUCUCUUGUUCCUUCGCUUCUCCCCGCAUUUUAGAUCGUCAUGUCAAUACCCGCCACUCCCUCAACCCAUAGCCGCCAAACAGGAGACUUGAUGACCCAACGAGCUAAUACUCCGCCAGUCUAGG